CUCCUGGGAAGGGGAGGCGAAGGAUCCGGACGGGAAUUCGCCGAUCAAGACGGAAGGUACUGUUGAAAUCCCUUACAUUUCCGACGAGAAUGCCGGGGAAGAUCCAGAAAUUAAGAUCACCUCUUGGGGAUCAAUUGAAGGAGGCUUUUGUUGCGAGAGCCAGACCUUUCGUUCUGGAACAGGUCAGAAGAUGGGUGAGUGCAAUGGCGAAAGGAGGGCCCGUUGAGGAUGAGCUCGAACUGAAGAAGAGCGUUAAGAAGACCACCAGAGGAAGUACUAUGGAUGAAGAUGCCUCGACAACUGCGAAAAUGGUAGCAAAGGAGAAGAAGAAAGACGGGUUUAAGGCCAUUAAGAUGUCAGAGAUGUUUAAUUGCAGGUCGAGUGAUUUGUAUGAGAUAAUGAUGGAUGAAAACAGGUGGAAAGGGUUCACGCAGAGCAAUGCGAGGAUUAGUAAGGAGGUGGGAGGAGAGUUUAGCAUAUUCGGCGAGUCUGUGAACGGGACCAUUGUGGAGUUGCAGGAAGGGAAGUUGAUUGUGCAGAAAUGGCGGUUCUCUAGCUGGCCCCGAGGCAUCCAUUCCAUGGUACGGCUCGAAUUUGAUGAGAUUGAACCUCAAGUAACAGUCAUAAAGCUAACACAUUGUGAUAUACCGGAGGAAGACAGAUAUGGAAACGACACGGUGGUGGAGAACACCGAGAGAGGGUGGCGCGAUCUCAUCUUUCACAAGAUACGAUCGCAGAACGAACAGAACGCCUCAAAGAUGGCUGAUACUGCAAAGUAUGCUCCCAUUAAUGGCGGAAAUCUACUCUCCGAACUAAAACCGCAUUUCUCUCUAAUCAAAGCCCAGAGAACCAAGGUUUGCGCGUUCGGAUUCGUCUUCGUCUUCAUUGCUUUCACUAUUUUCCUGGCUUUCAGCCCUUCCCCCAACUCCUCUUCUCCCUGGUUCACCAACAUAUUCUCUUUAACUGGCAGCACCGACGGCGGCGGCGGGACUCUGCCUGCGCCGCCUUCCUCCGGUGACUCUUCCAGAUCUCAGUUCUCUUCGAUUUUCUCCUACUUUUUCCCGAAUUCCUCCGUCCAAACUCAAAACCUUACUUCGCCUCCUCCGUAUAAUCUCCCAGCAUCUCAGAAGAACAGUUCCGGAGUGCUCGAUUUCAGUACAGAUCCAGAAAUCGCGAGAAAUCAGACGCGUUCAAAUACUGAUAGUGACAGUGCUCAACUUAUGAAGCCGUCGAAUCAGAGCGCGGUUUUGAACGCAACUGCUUCUUCUAGGUUGAACAACGAGUCAUCAACUGUAAGCAAUCUCCCUCGGAGUGGAGUGUCCGGUGAUGGUAAAGUUGGAGUGUUGAACUCAAAUCGGACUACUGCAACGGACGAGGGUGAAAAAUCUCCGGCGAAUCAGACUGUCCGUUCGCCGCCAAAGUCCAGUUCCGAGGGAGGGAAGGAGAAUUUGGAGAAGCAACACAACAACAAUACCGGAAACAAAACGGAAAAUUCCAGUGUGUCGGCGGCACAGGGGAGUGAGGAUUUGAUGAAAUCACUGUCCAGUUGUGAUUUCUUUGAUGGGAAUUGGGUCAUGGAUGAAUCUUACCCAUUGUACAAGCCUGGUUCUUGUUCUCUCAUUGACGAGCAAUUCAACUGCUUCAUCAAUGGCAGGCCUGAUAAGAAUUACCAGAAAUAUAGAUGGAAACCCAAAGCUUGUACUCUUCCAAGAUUGAAUGCCACUCAUAUGCUGGAGAUGUUGAGAGGGAAGCGAUUAGUGUUUGUUGGUGAUUCUCUGAAUAGGAAUAUGUGGGAAUCUCUUGUCUGCAUUCUUAGAAACUCUGUAAAUAAUCAGACCAAAGUUUAUGAAGAAUUUGGCAAACAAUACUUUCGCGGAGAAGCUUCCUACUCUUUUGUGUUUGAAGAGUAUAAGUUUAAAGUGGAAUUCUUUGUAUCUCCAUUCUUGGUUCAAGAAUGGGAAAUAACAGAUGAAACUGGAAAGAAAAAGGAAACUCUCCGACUUGAUUUAGUGGGGCAUUCUGCUGAUAAAUACGAAAAUGCAGACAUCUUAGUAUUCAACACGGGCCACUGGUGGACGCACGAGAAGACUUCUAAAGGGGAGGAUUAUUACCAAGAAGGCAGUCAUGUGUACCAUGAACUAAAUGUUCUUGAGGCUUUCCGGAAGGCUUUAACGACAUGGGCAAGAUGGGUAGAUGCCCAUAUAAAUCCUGCAAAAACCCUUGUUCUCUUCAGAGGCUAUUCUGCCUCUCAUUUCAGCGGCGGGCAGUGGAAUUCCGGUGGGGCAUGCGACCAUGAAGCUGAGCCGAUAAAGAAUGAGACGUACCUAACACCAUACCCUCCCAAGAUGGAAGUGUUGGAGAGAGUACUGAAAGGGAUGAAGACUCAUGUCUCAUACCUUAAUGUCACGAGAAUGACGGAUUUCCGGAAGGAUGGCCACCCAUCAAUGUACCGGAAACAACAUUUGUCCGACGAGGAACGAAGAUCUCCAUUGAGUUACCAAGACUGCAGCCAUUGGUGCCUCCCUGGGGUGCCCGAUAUCUGGAAUGAAAUUCUUUACGCCGAACUCCUUGCAAACCAAUACCAGAAACAACACCAAUCCAAACCUUAGGUAAAGUGGAUGACACACACAAGACAGGCCUGAGAUUUUUUUUUCAAUACAUGCCUACAGUUUACAGGUAAAAAUGUGUAUUCAUCUAAAUCCCGUGUUUUUUCGUUUAAUUUCCACUUACGAAUUCCCAGUCCCUGCACAUGACAGAUAGAAGUCAUAAAACACCCAGAGAAAAUUCAAGAAAUGAGUACUUCCAUGUCAUGAUUUAUUUGGGAGAGCCAGAUUUAAGUGUUUGGAGAUUACUUUUAUUUCCAACCCUUAAAAAUCUCCAGUUUUCACGGGCAUUGUUGUUUGUGCAUAUUGUGGGACGAAAAAUUCCGGGUCGACUAAAUGCGCAAAUGACAAUGCUUCAGUGGUCACUGUGACUUUCUUUUCCCUUCAAAACCCGGAUAGAAAAUCAAUCCCGUGUGGGUUCGAUCCAUUUCCGAUUCGUGUUUAAUGAAUUAUGGCAUGGGAU
Molecule: messenger RNA, 3066 nt
Organism: Cuscuta campestris
Lineage: Eukaryota; Viridiplantae; Streptophyta; Magnoliopsida; Solanales; Convolvulaceae
Source: the annotation of a GenBank genome assembly